AUGACUUGCAUCUGCAGGGCCUUACACAACUGCCAGAAGAGACUCCGGCCCCGGGAUCCCCUGGAGUGUGAAGGAGCGAAGCUCGGCCGCCUCCCCCGCAUCCUCCCGCGAGCCCAGGGGCUCCUUACCUCGGGGAGCUCCAGGCUCUCGCUCCUCCGGCGCCUCCUCCCGUCUGUCCCCUCCUCCUCCUGCUCCUUGAGCCCGAGUCCUCCAUGCCCUGAUGGCGCGGCAGCAGGGCUUCGGGAGCAGAGCCGGAGAGGCUCCGCCUGGUUGCAGGGGAAGCAAAGGGUGACACUCACACCCAGGGCUCAGAGAUCUACCUACCGGAUCCCCGGCCGCCACGGCCGGAGCCCGCGCAUGCUCAGAGUUACAGUGCUUUGGAGAAGUUGUUCCCAGUAUAAACAGGUGGCCAAUAAUGAAGACCUGCCAGUUCCAAUGGAAAAUCCAUACAAGGAACCAAACAAAAAAUGUAUUUUGUGUGGAAAACCUGUAGAUUAUAAGAAUGUACAGCUUUUGUCUCAGUUUAUUUCUCCAUUCACUGGAUGCAUUUAUGGAAGACACAUAACAGGCUUAUGUGGGAAAAAACAGAGAGAGAUUACAAAGGCUAUUAAGCGGGCUCAGAUAAUGGGAUUUAUGCCAGUUACUUACAAGGAUCCUGCCUAUCUGAAAGAUCCCAAAAUUUGUAACAUCAAAUAUUGAGAAAAAAGCUAGUAUCAAUAAAACUUAAUUGACAGAU
Antechinus flavipes (yellow-footed antechinus) is the source of this 736-nucleotide messenger RNA. RefSeq names its product mitochondrial ribosomal protein S18C (gene MRPS18C). The record is from RefSeq and is a predicted model, not a curated record. NCBI's taxonomy places the organism in Eukaryota, Metazoa, Chordata, Mammalia, Dasyuromorphia, Dasyuridae. The coding region runs from base 1 to 699 and encodes 232 amino acids. Gene Ontology annotation, biological process: mitochondrial translation. The transcript has 7 exons. Gene Ontology annotation, cellular component: mitochondrial small ribosomal subunit; ribosome. Gene Ontology annotation, molecular function: structural constituent of ribosome; small ribosomal subunit rRNA binding.